Messenger RNA from Ruditapes philippinarum (Manila clam), 744 nucleotides. RefSeq lists its product as uncharacterized. The coding region runs from base 1 to 744 and encodes 247 amino acids. Lineage: Eukaryota; Metazoa; Mollusca; Bivalvia; Venerida; Veneridae. The transcript has a single exon. The record is from RefSeq and is a predicted model, not a curated record.
AUGGAGAACUUAUCUAGUACACAUAACACACUAAACACAAAACUGUCCAUGGCGCAAGGAGUAAACACAAAACUGUCUAUGGCGCAAGGAGUCCAUGGCGCAAGGAGUAAACACAAAACUGUCUAUGGCGCAAGGAGUAAACACAAAACUGUCUAUGGCGCAAGGAGUAAACACAAAACUGUCUAUGGCGCAAGGAGUAAACACAAAACUGUCUAUGGCGCAAGGAGUAAACACAAAACUGUCCAUGGCGCAAGGAGGUCUAUAAACACAAAAACUGUCUAUGGCGCAAGGAAUAAACACAAAACUGUCCAUGGCGCAAGGAGUAAACACAAAACUGUCUAUGGCGCAAGGAGUAAACACAAAACUGUCUAUGGCGCAAGGAGUAAACACAAAACUGUCUAUGGCGCAAAGUAUAAACCACAAAACUGUCUAUGGCGCAAGGAGUACAAAAACUGUUCUAUGGCGCAAGGAGUAAAACAAAACUGUCUAUGGCGCAAGAGUAAACAAAAACUGUCUAGCAAGAGUAAACACAAAACUGUCCAUGGCGCAAGGAGUAAACACAAAACUGUCUAUGGCGCAAGGAGUAAACACAAAACUGUCCAGGCGCAAGGAGUAAACACAAAACUGUCUAUGGCGCAAGGAGUAAACACAAAACUGUCUAUGGCGCAAGGAGUAAACACAAAACUGUCUAUGGCGCAAGGAGUAAACACAAAACUGUCUAUGGCGCAAGGAGUAUUUGUCUAA